Xyrauchen texanus (razorback sucker) is the source of this 8806-nucleotide messenger RNA. RefSeq names its product solute carrier family 5 member 12 (gene slc5a12). Bases 205 to 2082 code for a protein of 625 amino acids. Gene Ontology annotation, molecular function: symporter activity. The transcript has 15 exons. NCBI's taxonomy places the organism in Eukaryota, Metazoa, Chordata, Actinopteri, Cypriniformes, Catostomidae. Gene Ontology annotation, cellular component: membrane. The record is from RefSeq and is a predicted model, not a curated record. Gene Ontology annotation, biological process: sodium ion transport; transmembrane transport.
AGAUCAAGUGUUUCUGGACUAUUGACUGGUUGUGUACUUAAUUCUUGAGGACUGAUGUGACCCUGACCUCAUGUCUUGAUUCAUAAGCAUUUUUAACCUGUUCAAACUCAAUGAUUAACCUGAUUAACACAUGAAGUGUCUAAACUGGAGAUCCUGAAGUCAAACUACCCGUUUGAUCACAAUCUGUCUCAAACUCAACUAAACAUGGAGCACACGGUGGGGACCUUCCAGGUCGGGGACUAUGUGGUGUUUGUCUGUCUGUUUGUGGUAUCCUCAAGUAUCGGGGUUUUCUUCGCCAUCAAAGAUAGGAAGAAAGCUUCAUCUAAGGACUUUCUGGUGGGGGGUCGUCAGAUGUCAUGUGGGCCGGUGGCUCUCUCUCUCACAGCCAGUUUCAUGUCUGCAGUGACGGUGAUCGGGGCCCCGUCAGAUGUAUACAGAUAUGGGGCCUCAUAUGUGAUCUUUGGGAUCGCGUACACGUUUGUUGUGUUUUUCACAGCUGAGCUCUUCUUACCUGUGUUCUACAGGACAGGCAUCACCAGCACAUAUGAGUAUCUGGAGUUGCGUUUCUGUAAACCUGUCCGCGUUGCAGCCACUCUUAUUUAUAUGGUACAAACAAUUCUGUACACUGGUGUGGUGGUGUAUGCUCCUGCUUUAGCACUGAAUCAAGUUACAGGUUUUGAUCUCUGGGGAUCCAUAUUUGCCACUGGCAUUGUCUGCACAUUUUACUGCACAUUGGGUGGGCUGAAGGCUGUGGUCUGGACAGAUGCCUUCCAGAUGGUAGUGAUGGUGGUGGGAUUCCUCACAGUUCUCAUCCAGGGUUCAAGUCGAGCGGGUGGGAUUGAGUCUGUCUGGAGCAAAGCGCACACUGGAGGCAGACUACAAGUGUUUGACUUUGACAUGGACCCUCUCAGACGACACACAUUCUGGACUCUCACUGUAGGUGGCACAUUCACAUGGCUGGGCAUCUAUGGUGUAAACCAGUCAACCAUCCAGAGGUGUAUUUCCUGCAAGACAGAGAAUCAUGCACGCUGGGCUUUGUAUAUGAAUCUCAUGGGUCUAUGGAUUAUCCUGUUCUGUGCUGUGGUGUCUGGUCUCAUCAUGUAUGCCUUCUACUCUGACUGUGACCCCUGGUCAGCUGGAUUAGUCUCUGCUCCAGACCAGCUCAUGCCAUAUUUUGUGAUGGAAGUUCUUGGGGCAUUUCCUGGGCUGCCGGGGUUAUUUGUGGCAUGUGCAUUCAGUGGAACUCUGAGCACAGUAGCUGCCAGUAUCAAUGCUCUGGCUACAGUGAUGUAUGAGGACUUUGUGAGUCAGUGUUUUGGAGAUCUGUCCAACAGAGCAGCCAACUGGAUCAGCAAAGCGCUGUGUGUGGUGUUUGGUGGUGUGUGCACUACUAUGGCCGUGGCUGCAUCAUACAUGGGAGGAAUUGUGCAGGCAGCUCUUAGUAUCCAUGGCAUGUGUGGUGGCCCAAUGCUGGGCCUCUUCUCCCUCGGCAUUCUGUUUCCUGUCACCAACUAUAAGGGGGCUGUUGGGGGUCUGAUAGUGGGCAUCGCUCUGUCAUUCUGGGUUGGUGUGGGUGCGUUCAUUUACCCUGCAUCCACCAAUAACACACACCCUCUCGAACUCAACACUGCAGCAUGUAAUUUCAGCAUCACAGCAGAUGGAUUAAAUCCAACAGCACUCACCAUGAGUGCUCUCAACUCUGAAAGGUCUUGGCUGGCUGAUUCAUGGUACUCUAUGUCUUAUCUGUACUACAGUGCAGUGGGGUUUGUUGGAACUGUAGCAGCAGGGCUACUCAUUACACUGCUGACAGGGCCAUCAGAUGCCCAGAAGGUAAAGCCAGGACUGACUCGAUCUAUUAGGGAUGUCUUCUGCUUCUGCUUUGAGAGAUACGCACAUAUCGACCUCAGUCAGGACAAAGAGGAUUUGGGAGAUUUUGGCAAGGCAUGGGAGAAACAUCCAGACCAGGAAGGAGUAGUAAAUAUGGAGAAGGUCAAGAGCAGUAGUGAUGGCCUGCAAGAAAAUUGUUACACAAAUGCAGCCUUUGAUAAUAAUGAAAGGAGUCAAAUUCAAGCAAAACUGUAAAUUAAAGUUUGACUUCAGUAAACCUCUUAAAACAGUAAAUAAAGACAAAGAAUGCAUAAACUAUUUAAUUGAAAAGAUACAAUAAAUGUUUUAUUACAGAAAAGACUGAUCUAAAUCUAUGUUACAGAGAUGCUUUAUACAACUCUUGUAUGCAUACUGCUUUUUGAUUUACAUGUUAACAAGGAUGAAGAAAGUGUCUCAUUAUAUACCCUUUCUAUUAUUUAAAGUUAGGUAUGAAUCAUGUGCUGUCAUUCAGGGUUGCAUUGAAAGAUAAUGUGGUGUCCAUGAUUUUGCCAAUUAGGAUGUAUUCCUGUAUAAACAUCUUUUGUUGAUCUUGGAACAACAUUCUUGUCAAACCCCAACCAUACAACCCAGUUCCAACCUGAAACUCACACUCUGAAACCCUACUUCCUAACCGAACCUCCAUUCUCUAACCCAUUGGUUCUCAAUCCUGCUCCUGGAAGGCCACUUUCCUGCAGAGUUUAGCUCCAACUCAAAUAAAACACACCUGAACCAGCUGAUCAUGGUAUUCUUCAAUGAUUCCUCUAACAUUUCAGUCAGGAAUAUAAGAGCAGGGUUGGAAUUAAACCAUGUAGUACAUUGGCCCCCCAGGAACAGGAUUGAGAACCCCUGAUCUAACCCUGUCCCUGACCUCCUAACACUUAUCUAAAAUGUGUCUCACCUCUUAUUUACAAUCCCUAACAUCUAGCCCUAAAAUCUUAGCUUUAACCCUCAAUGUCCAAUUCUAAAUUCUGCCCCUUACCCACACCCAUUCACCUAACCUUUAGCCCUAUUCCUAACACCUAUCCCUAACCCUACAAUCCAUAUAACAACCUUAAAUUCUCAUUUUGAAUCCCAACCCAAACCAAACACAACUGAACCAGCUAGUCAAGGUCUUAACUGAUUUUUUUACUUUCAGGCAGGUGUGUUAGAGGUCUGUCUCUAACCCUUAAUUCCAAAUUCUAAUUCCUGCCCCUUUACUCCCACCCGUAACAUAACCUGGAUAUUAAUCAUCAUCCCUAACCACAACCACUUUUCCUAUGCCCAACCCUAACCUCAACCUUAAAAUCCUAACCAUCACCCUUAAACCUGACAUCAAACCCCAACAUCCAACCCCCAUGACAAGCAUACCAUGUAUUGCUUCUAUCACUGAGAUCUGCAUAUCAUGCAUAUGUAUUAUGUGAAUUGAGAAAACACAGAACCCCAAAUGUUUUUGAUUUUAACUGUAAGCAGUAAAACUUUACAGUAAAAGAUAGAAAUGUUAUCUUCAUUCUCGUUACUAUUUGCAACCAUUGCUUUACAAGAAAAUAUUACUAGUGAUGGAUUUUGAAGGAAUUAAGUCCUUCAAAUUGUUUCCUAAAUCAUCAUUAUAAUUUAAUGCAUUAAAUCAGUUUGUGUAAUGCUCAAACAAGUUAUUUGUUGACUACAAUGGCAUAAUACACUGUUGCUUAUUACAUCUAAACAUGAUCUUUAUUGUUUCAUGUGCUUUUGACAAGCAAUUCCAAUGAAGAGAGUUUUUCACAUCCAAGUGUAUUUGAUAAAACCUGAAUAACAUUUGUUUGGCCAAUGUCCUGAAAAAGCAUUAAUGAAAACACAAGGCCAUUAACAACUGAUCAUUCAUGAUGAUAAAUCACUAAAACAUGUAUUGAUCUCAGGUCAUUCUUCUCUGGUUGAAGCAGAUAUAGGCCAUGCACACUUCACAACAGUGCUCAAACACACAAAGGUUUGUAUAGAGCCGUAGAUGGGCAGGGCUCAUGAAUGAAGUCAUGCAUAGAUUACAGUACACCAUUAGUGUGUCAUAGUACAAUACUAUUUCAGUUCAGCAACACAUUUCCAUUCAACUGAUGACCACCAUACCCUGCUUAGCCUCCAUAUUGUACAAAUAAAGCAUUAAUGCAAAAUAUAUGUUCUAAACGAGUGGUUCUUAAUUGGUUUUGCUUCAGGACUCGGAUUUUACAUUGGAAAUGUUACAUGCACUGGUAACCUUAACACAGUACAAAAUCUGUUUUCAUACAAAAGUAACUAAAUCAAACUUUGAAUUUUACCAUUAUUACCAUGAACUGCAUACACACAUCAAUUUUCAAAAUGAUUAAGUGUUGGUUUCUUAAAGCAGCUUUUUUUGGUAAAAAAACAAAAACAAAAACAAAACAAAUGCCAAUAUUGAUUGAGUAAAAAAAAAAAAAAAAAAAAGUGUUCAAAACAAUGUCCAUACCAUACCCCAGUUCACUACGGUAAGCCUACAAAAAUUAUUUGCAUUUUAAAGGGGCCUGAAGACUAUAUUAAUACUAUAAUAUUCUCGUGAAUAUCAUUAUAACCACACAAUGAGGACUUUAUUAGCUAAAUAUUUUAUUACAACAUAAUUUCUGUAAAGCUGCUUUGAAACGAUGCGUGUUGUGAAUAGCUCUAUACAAAUAAGCAUGACUUGACUUAAAAAUUACUUGACUUUGAGCUUUUGGGUUGGAUUUGGUGAGAAAUCACUGGCUUAUGUCAUUCAGCCCUACCAUUACAUAAUUUCAAUAAACACAGAAUAGAAGUACAUUCUGUCACGUGUUCCGGCUGGAGAAAUAACACUGUUCUGUUCAGUCAGUCACUGUCACACAGUUCAUUGCAGUCUGGAUGGAUGUUCAGCUGUAAACUGUUUGGUGAAGUUCUUUACUUGCUAUAAUGCUUGGAUAUGUUGUCUGGUAGGAUUGCUGAGGCUCAUAUUGCUUGUCAUGCUAGUAUGAAUUGAACAACACUUGUUUGUUAACUGAUUACGAUGUGGUGAUGUUACUGAAUGAAUGAAUGAAUGAACAUUACGUUUAUAUAUAUUGCUUUUCUGACACUACACUCAAAGCAUUUUACACAGUGAACAGGGGACUCUCCUCAACCACUAGCAGAACUAAGUACUGCCGCUCCCUAUAAGCAUAUUACGCAGUCUGCGUAAGGCACCAACUCCCAAGUGGGCAACUUUUUAACCUAGGGGGACAUCAGAAAAUCCACCUUUACUCGAAAGUUAUACAUUAUUCAAGGACCUGGUAGCAGUCAUGGAACACAGACCAUGGCCUCGCACUUGCACUUUCAUAGGGCAUCAAUUUGGCCAGCGGUGGCCCUGAAACUGUAAUGUGUUUACUAAUAUUCAUGACCUCCGAGUAUUUAAUAACAUUGCUGUAGUUUCCAGGUUCCAUAAGAGUGCGUGUAUGCCACUGUUUUCUCAUUUAUUUUGCCCCAGUCAUAGAAACCCCCAAAGGAUCGCUAAUUGUCCUUUCAGCACAUUGUCUGUUUAUGAUGUAUAAUAAUCUGAAAUUGUUUUAAAGUACUGACUGCACUGACAAACUGCUGGCUAACAAAGCAAACUGAUGUGAAAAACAUGAGUGAUAUGGUUGUCAGGGGCAAGGUUAACAUUAUAUUAGUUAUAUUGAAAAGGGAAAAUGAUGGGGUAAUUUUUUAUUAACUUUCCACUAUGUAUUUCACAAACUAGUUAGCAACUUACAGAGAAGACACCGCUUAACAUCGCACCACUUAAGUCCGCCCUGUCUACAGAUCCACCAACAGCUCAGCUCUGUAAUUCAGUAAUGUACAUAGUAAUUUGUUUAGUGUGUAACCAUCUCUCUAUUAUAACUUUACUGCUAAAGAAAUUAUUAGCUAAAUGUAUAUCACCGGAACUGUGCUUGACUGGUUCAACUCUUAUCUCUCAGAAAGGUCCUUUGAGGUAGCAUGGAGAGGGGAAAUAUCCAAGCCACACCAGUUACUUACUGGGGUACCUCAGGGAUCAGUGCUUUGGCCACUUCUCUUCUCCAUAUACAGAACAUCACUGGGACCCAUCAUCCAGUCACAUGGUUUCUCUUACCACUGCUACGCUGAUGACACGCAACUCUACUUGUCUUUCCAGCCCAACGACACCACAGUGACCGCUCGAUUCGCUGCCUGUCUGGCAGACAUCUCAGCCUGGAUGAAGGAACACCACCUUCAACUCAACCCAGCCAAGACCGAACUCCUUGUCUUUCCAGCCAACCCAGCUGUUGAACACAACAUCACCGUGCAGCUGGGUCCAACUACAGUUUCGCCUUCCAAAACGGUCAGAAAUCUAGGGGUAACCAUUGAUGAUGAGCUAAAUUUCACAGACCACAUUUCAAAAACUGCAAGAUCAUGUAGAUUUACACUACAAUAUCAGGAAGAUAAGACCCUUCCUCUCUGUACAUGCCACACAACUGCUCGUUCAGUCCCUUGCCAUAACUAGACUGGACUACUGUAAUGCUCUCAUUGCAGGCCUUCCUGCAUGUGCUAUUAGACCUCUCCAAAUGAUCCAGAAUGCAGCAGCACGUCUGGUCUUUAAUGAACCUAAGAGAGCACAUGUUACACCACUCUUUGGUUCUCUCCACUGGCUGCCGGUUCAUGCACGUAUUAAAUUCAAGGCCCUGAUGCUGGCAUAUAAAACAGUCACUGGGUCUGCUCCAGCAUACCUAAAAACAUUUAUGCAGAGCUACGUUCCCACCAGAAGCCUGCGGUCAGCUAAGGAACGUUGCCUUGUCGUACCAAAACAAAGAGGAACCAAAACACUUUGCCGGACUUUCAGUUUCAUCAUAACACGGUGGUGGAAUGACCUUCCCAACUCAAUCCGGGAAGCUAACUCACUCUCUAUCUUCAAAAAACGGCUAAAAACACAUCUUUUCCAAAAGCACUUAACCGGUCACUAAAAAAAAAAAAAAAAAAAAAAAAAAAUAUUUACACUUCUUGUUGCACUUAAAUCUGAUUUUUAUACUAUUCUGAUGAUAGUGAAACUUUGUAAUAUGGCACUUUUUGUACCACUGUCUCCCUAAGAUGAUUCGCUGAUGUUCUUCCUCUUUUGUAAGUCGCUUUGGAUAAAAGCGUCUGCCAAAUGAAUAAAUGUAAAUGUAAAAUGUAUUUAUGUAAUUUUCUUUAUUGCAUAUUUCUGCAUAUUAUUUUCCUGUUUAAAUGUCUAUUCCAUCCAUAGCAUUAUUGAAUCCUCGUUUUAUGUUUUUAGUUUACAGUGUUAUUCUGUGCAGUGCAUUGUCGUAGUAUUGUAGCAAACGGUUUUACUUGCAUUAUCAACUGAGUCUAUAAAAUAUUUUGUAAAAUAAUACAGUCUUCGACUGGAAUCGACCAUAUGCAAGUUACACCUUUUAAAUUGAUAAAUGUAGUACUAUACCAACAUUAAUAGUACAUAAAACACUUGAAUGAUCAUAUUAAAAUAUUCUGGUAUCGCGUGGUGAUUUGUUAUCAAUGUAAAAGCACUAGUGUCAAAAAAGCACUAUAAGUGUAAAAUGAAUUAUUUCAUUCAAAAUAUGUAAAUUCAAGUGUUGUUUAUCUUUUUCAAAACAAGUAAUAUUUUGGUUUUAAAUGUUUAAUAGAAUAAAAUAUCCACAUGAAAAUAGAACAUUAUGACUCCGUCUCUGAAUAUCUCCCAGUCAUGAUCACACACAGGUGAUGUCCAGGUAACCUCAAAUCAUGAGAUUCAUCAGCACAGAAGAACAGUGCUGAAAAGCAGCACACAUGAAGUGUUCUUCUGCAAAUUGCUUGCGAUUUUAAGUUUCAACCACAGCUGUCGCUAGAGAGCACAACGUUCGGUAGUGCAGCUUUAAUGUCUCUUGAAUUUCAGUGGUUUCAUGCUUUCAACACCCAAUUAUUCAACACACAAAACAAGUUGUGGUUCACACAAGCCAUGUUUAUCCUCGCUGCAAGUGAACUCAUAUUUAAAUGUAAAUGUCAUAUUUUCUUAGACCUUGUGUAGUUUUGCUCAUGAUUUUCGGGGAUGAGGGCAUGUCACUCAACCUGUCUACAUGGCUAGCUUUUUUAAUUUCAAAUGUGAUUCCUGAAUAGAGGUAACAUAGAGUAAAUUAAACUCAUAAAGUGCUCCCAAGGCUUGAUUUAAAAUUAAAUUAGAGUCAUACUUUGGGACUGUGUGUGUGUGUGUGUGUGUGUGUCUAUAGUAUCUAAGUAUCUAUAAGGUGACAACAAAAACUAUAAGCUUUAGUUAAGCGUGAGUCUUCUGAGCAUAUUCCAAUCUAUACCCAUACAGGUUUGGAAUACAUGAAAAUGUCAAGUGGAAAAAUGUAUACUUUAAAAACAAUACUUAAUUCAAGCUAAGAAAAUAUGACACAAAGUUCUCAUCUGAAAAAGCUCACAGGGCCUGAGGAGGACAGACUCAUCAGCUGUGUUUGGAAUGGAAUAAUAACAAAAGUCUUACUGAAUACUGCACAGUAUACACUACGUACUAAUACUGUGUGGAAAACGUAUAAACUAUGCAAUACAUUUUUUGUCAAAUUGUUGCCAAAUGACUUAUGUUGCAAGUUUAAUUCAAUGAGUGGCAUCCAUUUAUCAUCUUGCAAAUAAAUAUGGUAAUUUAGCAUUUUUUUUUUUUGUAAAAUGUCUAAAUUUCCACACUGUGGUCUAAUCAUAUGCUGCACAUUUUGGAAAUAUAAUGGGUCACUUGGGUAUUUUAUGCAUACAGAAAAUAUAUUUUUUUGUCAUAAUUUUAUAAUAUUGCAUUCAGUAUUUCAUACUGCAGAAAAAGUAUGAGCAGGAAGGAAGUAUGCUAUUCUGAAAAUGGCCAUUGCCUUGGGUUUUUAGAGAAUGUGAAAAAUGUAAUAUGCGCAGGAAGCACUCUUUAUACUGUAUGUAUACUGAAGAAAUAGAACUGGUAGUAUGGUAGUAUAGAAUUCUGAACAUAGUUGUUGUUUUGUGCUUAGUUGAGUGAGCACAAACGGCAGCAUGAGAAGGAAGC